Molecule: messenger RNA, 369 nt
Organism: Gongylonema pulchrum
Lineage: Eukaryota; Metazoa; Nematoda; Chromadorea; Rhabditida; Gongylonematidae
Source: the annotation of a GenBank genome assembly
AUGUUGGGUCUUCGUUCAGAGUUUAGUUAUGGAAUACCACAUCACGUCGUCUCUGGAUGCGCCAAAUUUGGGGUCUUGGAUGUCAGCGGAAAGACACAACUUAUUGUUGCUACUACAACAAAUAAGGUAGCGAUUCACGAUAGCGAAACACUGCUCAAUAUCAAUGAAAAAAUUCUUGCUCUGGAAGUGACUCAACUUGAAACGACUUAUGAUGUGAUCAUUGUUGGCACAGCAUCCCGAGUUUUGGCUUACGAUGCCUACAAAAAUACAAACAUAUUCCAACGUGACAUAACCGAUGGCGUCAACUGCAUACACGUAGGCUUUUACAAUGUCAAGUUUGCAAAAGCGCCAAAAAUGUAUGUCUGUUAA